This is a messenger RNA of Lizanozyma spartinae, 822 nucleotides long. RefSeq lists its product as uncharacterized. The transcript has a single exon. Lineage: Eukaryota; Fungi; Ascomycota; Pichiomycetes; Serinales; Debaryomycetaceae. Gene Ontology annotation, biological process: lipid homeostasis. Gene Ontology annotation, cellular component: endoplasmic reticulum; membrane. The coding region runs from base 1 to 822 and encodes 273 amino acids. The record is from RefSeq and is a predicted model, not a curated record.
AUGUCAUUUCUUCCCGUUUUCGAGAGGGAUCCAUUCCUUGGAUUGAACCCCUAUCCAUGGGAUUCGCCUUUAGGAAGACACUGGCAUGAAAUAGCUGCAUCUACAUUGAUGUAUUUCAUAUUACAGUCACUUCUGAGUACUUAUACUCCUAUUUAUGUUGGCAAACCAUAUCUUGAUUUGAAUCGCAAGACUCGGAUUAAUUUUGAUAUUCAUGUGGUUUCAAUGGUUCAAUGUAUUCUAAGUUGUGCAAUGAUUAUUCCAAUGUGGGGACAAUCACAUUGGCAAAAUAGAACUGAAGAUCCAGUUUCUUCUAUUUUGGGAACCACUGAUUAUGGUAACUUGGUUGCUUCCUUAACAAUUGGUUACUUUAUUUGGGAUACUUAUGUUUGUCUCAGAUAUUUCCUGUUAUUUGGAUUUGGAUUCCUUUUCCAUGGAAUAGCAGCUUUAUAUGUCUUUGUACUUUGUUUAUGGUGGCCAUUCUGUCAACCUUGGAUCCCUGGAUUUCUUAUAUUUGAAGCAAGUACUCCAUUUGUUAAUAUAAACUGGUUUGCUUCUCGUUUACCAAAAGGUACUAUCAGUGGUACUGUAACAGUUAUUAAUGGCAUUCUCUUGAUGCUAACUUUCUUCCUGGUACGGAUAAUAUGGGGAUUUUAUUCUGUUGCUUUAGUGGCUACUGAUAUGUGGAAAACAUGGUCUUAUCAUGCUUGGUGGAUUCCAAGUAGUGUUUUGGCUAUCAAUGUAUUCUUGGAUGUAUUGAAUGUAUUUUGGUUUACUCGAAUGAUUCAAAUUGCAAAGAAACAAGCCAGAGCUAAAAGGGAUUAA